AUGUCAAAGGUUGCAACUGCCCACCGAGAUGGUGUAAAGCUGAUGGAAUUAUUUGGAGGAUCAAGGAAAAAGAACAUUUUCCUGUGGCUUACAAAUCCAGCCUCAAAUAUCUCGACAUCCAUAGUAUCAACUCCAAUCCCUUCAUCGACCCAACCUAAUCUUAUUCCUCCACUAGCCCAAACUAACCCCACUCCUCCACUAACCCAACCUAAUUCCCCCAUUCCACUUGCCCAAACUAACCACACUCCUCCAUUAACCCAACGUAAUCCCGCCAUUCCACUUGCCCAACUUAACCCUAAUCCUCCACUAGCCCUAAUGAACCCUGCUCCUCCACUUGCCCAAUUUAACCCCACUCUUCCACCAGCCCAAACUAACUCCAACCCUCCACUAGCCCAACCUAACCCCACCAUUCUACUGGCCCAUCCUAACCCCAAUCCUCCACUAGCCCAACCUAACCCCACCCUGCCAUUUGCCCAACCUAACCCCACUCCUCAAUCAUCCCAACCCAGCUUUGCUCCUCCACUAGCUCAACCCUAA
Pocillopora verrucosa is the source of this 537-nucleotide messenger RNA. RefSeq lists its product as uncharacterized. Lineage: Eukaryota; Metazoa; Cnidaria; Anthozoa; Scleractinia; Pocilloporidae. The record is from RefSeq and is a predicted model, not a curated record.